This is a messenger RNA of Cuscuta campestris, 697 nucleotides long. The record is from the annotation of a GenBank genome assembly. Lineage: Eukaryota; Viridiplantae; Streptophyta; Magnoliopsida; Solanales; Convolvulaceae.
AGAAGAGAAAGAAAGAGAGAUGAGAGAAGUGAGGCCCUCAAACGACGUCGCAUCAGCACACUCUUCCUCCGACAACCUCAACAACAACACAAUCUGGCAAUGGAAAUCUCCGAUUCCGUACGUUUUCGUGAGCCUCUCCGUCGCAUUCGCCGUAAUCCUCCUCGCCAUCGUCGUCCUCGUCUGCUCCCUCCACAAGCACCACCACCACCAGCAGCAGCAGCAGCCGUCCGACGACGGCGGAGACAAAUCCGGCCGAUCGGCGCCGGACAAGGCCGCCGCUCCCAGUUUCAUCGUCGUCAUGGCCGGAGACGCCAAGCCGACGCACAUCGCGAUUCCCAUCCCUUCCUCACUCUCUCCUCAUCUCACUCAUGGAGAACAAGUCUUUAAUUAAUUACGGAGUAAUUAAUUUUGUUUUUUCUUUUUUUUUAAAAAAAUUUCUUCCCUUCUGGACCGCCCGGGAAUGUAAUUAUAAGAGUAGAAAUAUGCUGAGUAGAUUUAAUAAUCUCUCUUUUUCUUUCUUUCUUUGAUUUUACAAUAACAUAUUAUAAACACAAUUUUGGGAUGAUUUUCCUCUCUAACUUAUUCUCCAGUCCUGAAUUUCAUUUCUAGUCAAUAAAACAGAGUCUUUCACAAUCAAAACCCAUUGGCUAUUUCAUAAGUUUAAUCUCACGAUUUCGAAUGAAUUUCUGAUGAAUCC